This is a messenger RNA of Penicillium paradoxum, 1197 nucleotides long. Its product is annotated as bestrophin family protein. Gene Ontology annotation, molecular function: chloride channel activity. Lineage: Eukaryota; Fungi; Ascomycota; Eurotiomycetes; Eurotiales; Aspergillaceae. The transcript has 5 exons. The record is from RefSeq and is a predicted model, not a curated record. The coding region runs from base 1 to 1197 and encodes 398 amino acids.
AUGAGGUUAAAUUUCAGCGAGCCACCCACUCCGACCCUGAGUCGCCAAAACACUACAAUACAUCAUCAUCAGCGACGCGGUACCCAUCCUCACCAGCUGACGUCACGCAUCAAGCCAAGAAGGUGGGCCAAGUCAGUCUUACAAUUUAGAAGAUGGCCACUCGUCUUUCGCUUUAUCAAAGGCGCCAUCCAUGGCGCUAUCUUAUUACCGGUCUUUCUACACGCAGUCUUCACUGCGUUGAUCGUUUACUUGGAUACUUUCGUAUUCGAAACCGUCGGUCUUCCUAGCACUAUCAUCCCCUCGCUAUCCAUAGUCGUAGGUUUGAUGCUUGUCUUCCGCAACCAAACAUCCUACAAUCGAUUCUGGGACGGUCUUACAAUUCUAAGCGAGGCCCCCCCCACCGCCGCAGAGCGCGAGGAUAUCGAACGCACUAUUCGCAUUCUCAUGGCUAUUCCGUAUGCCGUGAAGAACCAUUUACGAGCUGAAUGGGGCGCUGCUUGGGUUUUUGGCAACUCCAUCGAGGAGGAUUUGAACCUCCACGGUACUACGCUGUAUAACCCGGAAUAUGCAAACCUACUACCAGCAGGACUGGAAGGUCAUGAAGACGAGGGAUUGGGGCUUCCAUUCCAAUUGACAUUUUUCAUUGAUGGGUUUAUCAAGCGUGGCGAACAGCGUGGAUGGUAUCCCGCUCCUGGUGCUAGUCAGAUGCAAGCCCAGUUGAACACCUUGACUGAUGCAUAUGGGAAAAUGGAAACGAUCAAGUUGACUCCAAUUCCAGUGGCUCAUCUGAUCCAUCAAAAGCAAGUCCUCGCUCUCUUUGGUUGUGUCCUACCGUUUGCAAUGGUUGAUGAGAUGGGUUGGUGGGCCAUUCCAAUUGUCAGCCUCGUUAUCUUCACGCUUUAUGGCAUUGAUGGUAUAGGCUCUCAGCUGGAAGACCCCUUUGGCUACGAUAGGAAUGACAUCAAGAUGGACGCUAUUGUUGGGGACGCCAAGACUGAAAUUGACGUUGUUCUGUCUGAGUGGCGCACGCACUCGAAAGCCAUGGAAACCUUGAGACAACAGCCUGCCGGUGCAGUCCAUGGUGACCUUUGUUUGACACCCGAUCGCAAAGAAGCUGGGAAUGCAAGUGCGGACGAGAAGUAUAUGCCUCCAGACUUGUUCUUGCGAUUGAGGCCGAGCACUGGUAGGCGAGAGUGA